AUGGACCCUUCAAAGGAAGUCAAGGACAUAGCCCAUGUCUCGCCGGCGUCUGACCAAUCAGACAACGACAAUGAGGACCAUGGCAAGAAGCCAGUACCCCUGAGUAUGAAGAUACUCUCUGUCGUCAUCGUCAGUAUGAUUGGCUUCGGUGGACAUUGGAGUAGUGGUGUCACAGGUGCUUUGAAGAGUACUCUGAAAAAGGAGCUUCACAUCUCAAACACCCAAUUUGCUGUCCUCGACACAAGUGAGAACUUUAUCAAGACUGCUCUUAUUCUUGUUAGUGGUGUUCUUACAGAUCGCUACGGUGGAGCUAGCACCAUGCUCUGGGGCAACGCCGUCUUCAGUCUAGGAGCAAUCCUCAUCGCAGCAGCCACAACAGUCCGAAGCUACAAGUUCAUGAUCGGAGGUGCCGUCAUCCAAGCCUUUGGCGAUGUCGCAACCCAAGUCGCCCAGUACAAGAUCUUUUCGUCGUGGUUCCCUCCCUCAUCCGGCUUCGCAUCAACACUCGCCUUCGAACUCGGUAUCGGCAAAAUCGGGUCAUUUGUAGGAAAAGCCACAGCCAACGUGAUAGCCGAGAAUCUAGGUGAUUUUAGCUGGGCUUACUGGAUGGCUGUCUUUAUGAACUUGUUCACCAACGUCGCGACCCUGUUCUUCUGGUGGUUCACGCGCUGGUGCGAAAAGAGAUACGCGGGCACCAGAGAUCCUGCUACGGGAGAGAAGUUGACAGAGAACAACAAGAAGUUUGAGAUUGGCAAGAUGUUGAGGCUGCCUUGGUCAUUCUGGAUGGUUUGCUUGUUUUCACUCUUCCAAACCUCUACAGCUAGUAUCUUUGCAUCCAACAGCACGGAACUGGCUCAGCAGCGUUUCAAGAUCUCAGCUGUCAAGGCAGGCUGGUACUCUUCCAUGUCACAAUACCUGGGAUUCUUCUUUGUGCCGUUGAUCGGCAUCUUUGUCGACAUGUACGGACAGCGACUGACGCUUAUGCUUGUGUGCGGGUGCGGAAUGCUUCUGUCUAUGUGUCUUGCGGCUUGGGGACCUACAGUACCCGGAACAGCAGCGAGUUUCGGUAUCUUUGCCGUCGCUACAUCAUUUGGACCUACAGUUAUCAUCGACAGCAUCCGCACGAGCAUGUGGUACCAGGAAGUCUUUGGAUCAGGCUACGCAAUCAAGAUUGCAAUCAACAACAGCAUGACCAUCAUCGUGGGUGUAGUCGCGGGUGUUAUUCAAGAUCGCGAUAAUAACAGCUACAGCAAUGUCACGAUUCUUUACGCGACACUGGCUGUUGGAUCUGUGGUGGUGGCAUUGAUCAUCCUAGCACUGGGCUUCGCUAGUGAUGUUUUGGGACAUUUGCAGUGGAGCCGUAGCAAGAGAGUUGCGAAUGGGCAUGUCAUCAAUGCCAAGAGAGAAGAGUCUGAGAAGGAGGGACAAAGUGAAUGGAGUCGCAAGUUGGGACUUGUCAACUUUGGAGCUGUUGUUGUGCUCAUUCUAGGUGCUUGGGCAGCAUACUUUUGGGGUCUGGCUACCAAGAAUACGUAUUGA
This is a messenger RNA of Fusarium pseudograminearum CS3096, 1539 nucleotides long. RefSeq lists its product as uncharacterized. The coding region runs from base 1 to 1539 and encodes 512 amino acids. Gene Ontology annotation, molecular function: transmembrane transporter activity. The transcript is spliced from 3 exons. The record is from RefSeq and is a predicted model, not a curated record. Gene Ontology annotation, biological process: transmembrane transport. Lineage: Eukaryota; Fungi; Ascomycota; Sordariomycetes; Hypocreales; Nectriaceae.